Messenger RNA from Abrus precatorius (Indian licorice), 384 nucleotides. RefSeq lists its product as uncharacterized. Bases 1 to 384 code for a protein of 127 amino acids. NCBI's taxonomy places the organism in Eukaryota, Viridiplantae, Streptophyta, Magnoliopsida, Fabales, Fabaceae. The transcript has 2 exons. The record is from RefSeq and is a predicted model, not a curated record.
AUGGUAGAGCGUGCAAUGGAAGAGUUGAAGAUGCUUGAAACCAAAUAUCCCAAUCAACAUGAGUUUCUAAAGCAACAACUCAGGUCCUUCAUUCUUCAACACCAGGAAUCUCAAAUGCUUCAAGAAAACAACCACUGCACCACUUUCCUCGCUUUCUGUGAUACAGAAGAGUCCACCAAUUAUGGUUUGAAUCUUGCCUUAGCAGACAGAGUUGUAAUGAAGGGGAAGAUUGAUGAAAGUUCUGAGCUUGAAUCUCCAAAGGGUGUUGUAAUGUCAAGCAGGAAGAGCAAGAGGAGAGAUAGGGUGGAUUUGGUUCUCGAGAGAGCACAAACUUGUCUUAAAAAAAUACGACAUUUGAAAACAUCUUUACUAUCUCCAUCCUGA